Molecule: messenger RNA, 959 nt
Organism: Hermetia illucens (black soldier fly)
Lineage: Eukaryota; Metazoa; Arthropoda; Insecta; Diptera; Stratiomyidae
Product: trypsin-3-like
Exons: 1
Coding region: 78-821 (247 amino acids)
Biological process (GO): proteolysis
Molecular function (GO): serine-type endopeptidase activity
Source: RefSeq, a predicted model, not a curated record
UGUUCGAAUUUUCAACCCAAUAGAUUAUUAUAAGUUAACGGCAGUCAAUUUCAAAUUGCAUAGUGAUAACUUGAGAAAUGUUGUAUUCGGUAGUAGUGUCUGCUUUGUCUUUACUUACAACAGUGAACAGUUUAUAUCCAGAAGGUGGCGAAAGAAUAUUUGGUGGAACGGAGACAACAAUUGAUAGAUUUCCAUAUGAAGUAUCGUUAGUAUACUAUGGCGAUCAUAUCUGCGGAGGUGCUAUUGUCAAAGAGAAUGCAAUCCUUACUGCAGCCCAUUGUUUAGAUAAUAUUAAUUUACGAGGACUUAAAGUUCGCUCCAAUACCACCUAUACUUCCGAAGGGACCUUGAGCUACGUUAACAACGUUACACUUCAUCCAUCAUAUGUCGGUAAUGAAAAUGACAUUGCCAUCAUUUGGGUAGAGGAUUCGUUCAUCUUUACCGAUAGUUUACGAAAAAUUCAACUACCCGAGGCAGACCUCGACCCGGUUGGCGGUUCUCUCGCUAUGGUUAGUGGAUGGGGCUUCCUUAGUGGACACGGCCCUAAUGCAUAUCUUUUGAGAAUCGCCCAAGUCCCCAUUGUAGACCGUAAAGUUUGCGAGGAUUUGUACUACGGGCACGUUCACAAAAACAUGCUUUGCGCAGGUGAAUCGGAUGGAAGUGUUGAUGCAUGCAAUAAUGACUCGGGAGGGCCACUAGUUUUAGAUAAUAAACUGAUUGGUUUGGUGUCGUGGGGCAUUGGAUGUGGAUUGCCUAAUUACCCAGGUGUCUACACGAAUGUAGCAUACUUUCGCGAUUGGAUUGAUAAAAAUCUGGUAUAGUUACAAUGGUUUAUUUUGCUUAAAGUGCUACGUAACUUCGAACAUUAAAGUAUAUUAAAACUGAACUAUGUAAAUAUGACAUUGGAAUUGUAAACAUAAAUGUAUAUUUGUACAAAUAAACGUUUUCUCAAAUCAAAA